AUGCUAGACAGUGGAGCUACACAUAAUUUUAUCUCUCCAGAAGCAGUGAAGAAGUUGAAACUUAAAUGCAGAGAGGACCCAAAUUUGUCAGUAGUGUUGGGAACAGGCAUUACGGUUCAGGGUUUAGGAGUUUGUGCACAAGUGACAUUUUCAGCACAAAAUCUAGAAUUCACCACAGACUUUGUGGUGUUGGAACUGGGUCCGAUUGAUAUCAUAUUAGGGGUGUAUUGGUUGAGAACGUUAGGAGAUUGUCAAGUGAAUUGGCAAAAACACAAAAUGUCAUUCUUGCAUAAAGGUCAGAUGGUUACGUUAAAGGGUGAACUUGAUCUAAACAUGUCGAAAAGAUCACUGAAGUCGCUAUCUUGUGGGGUUACUUUCAGUAAGAAAGGGGUACAGAUGGAACUGUCUAACCUACAGUCGAGUCAAUCUACUCCUCAACCUACAGAUAUUCGGAUACAGUCAGUACUAUCCGAGUUUGACAAAGUGUUUGAGGUUCCCACGGCUUUGCCCCCUAUCAAAGGUCAAGCACAUGCUAUUAAUCUCUUGGCAGGAAACAAUGCAAUCAAUGUGAGACCUUAUAGAUAUCCCCAUGCGCAGAAGGAGAUCAUGGAGAGAAUGGUUAAGGAGAUGUUGGAGUUGGGCAUAAUACGUCCAAGUCAGAGUCCGUUUUCAUGCUCAGUGUUAUUAGUGAAGAAGAAGGAUAACAGUUGGAGAUUUUGUGUGGACUAUAGGGCAUUGAAUCGUGUAACAGUUCCUAACAAAUUUCCUAUUCCAAUGAUUGAUCAGUUGCUCGAUGAGCUUAAUGGAGCUGUGAUAUUCUCAAAACUUGAUUUACGAGCAGGGUAUCAUCAGAUAUGGAUUAAGGAAGAGGAUGUGCCUAAAACAGCUUUCAGGACUCAUGAUGGUCACUAUGAAUUUCUUGUCAUGCACUUUAGGCUAACGAAUGCCCAAGCCACUACCAGUAUGGAACAACAUCUCGAACAUUUGCUGAUGGUUAUGCGGAUUCUCGAAGCAAAUCACUUGUUUACUAACAUGAAGAAAUGUUUGUUUGGUCAGCCACAAGUGGAGUAUCUGGGACACAUCAUUUCGAAUAAGGGGGUGUCGACUGAUCCAACAAAGACACAAGCUAUGACGCAAUGUCCCACACCCAAGUCAAUGAAGGAGUUAAGAAGAUUUUUGGGACUUACUGGAUAUUAUCGAAGAUUCAUUAAGGGAUAUGGUGUUUUAUCAAGGCCAUUAACUGAUCUGCUGAGAAAAGACAGUUUCGAGUGGUCCGUAGACGCACAAAUGGCUUUUGAUCGGCUGAAGAAGGCUAUGUCUACCGCACCGGUCUUGUCUCUUCCAGAUUUUGAAGAAGUGUUUGCAGUGGAAGCAGAUGCAUCAGGAUUCGGUUUGGGAGCGGUGCUAAUGCAAAAGAAGCAACUUGUUGCUUUCUUUAGCCAUGGAUUGUCAGCCAAAGGACAGCUCAAACCUGUUUACGAACGAGAGUUAAUGGCUAUUGUGUUAUCCAUACAGAAAUGGAAACAUUACCUGUUUGGCAGAUAUUUUAUGGUUCACACUGACCAGAAGAGUCUUAAGUUUCUCUUGGAUCAGCGAGAAGUAACGAUGGAUUAUCAAAAGUGGUUGGUGAAAUUGUUGAAUUACGACUUCGACAUAAUAUACAAUCCUGGAGUGGAGAACAAAGCGGCGGAUGGAUUAUCACGGAUGUGCUUUAAGCUCGCAGGCACUAAAUUGAAGUAUAGCACUACCUUCCACCCUCAAACUGACGGCCAGACAGAGGUACUCAAUAGGUGUCUCGAAACUUAUCUUUGUUGCUUUGCAUCUGCACAUCCUAAGACUUGGCAUCGGUUUCUCUCUUGGGCUGAAUUAUGGUAUAACACCUCCUAUCAUACAUCUUUGAAAACAACCCCUUUUAGAGUGUUGUAUAGUCGUGAUCCUCCAGCCAUCUUGCGUUUUGAAGACCAUUCGACUAAGGUCUCGGAGUUUGAAACGAUGUUGAAAGAACGAGAUCUCAUGUUGACUCAGAUAAAAGCUCAUUUGACUCAUGCGCAACAGCUAAUGAAGAACAAUGCAGAUAAACACCGAAGGGAUGUGGAACAUGAAGUGGGUAGUUGGGUUUUUCUGAAGCUAAAAUCAUACAGGCAGCAAUCUGUGGCCAAAAGAGCUUGUCAGAAUUUGGCGGCUAAAUACUUUGGUCCUUAUGAAGUUAUGGAGUGUAUUGGUAAGGCAGCAUACCGCUUGAAGCUACGUGAUGGAUCCAAGAUACACCCGAUAUUCCAUGUGUCUCAGCUAAAAAAGGUUUUGGGAGAUCAGAAGCAGGUUAUUCCUUUGCAUGAUAUGUUUAAUGAAGCUAGUGAGCUGAUCAUCGAACCGGAGAGCUUGUUGGAGACUCGGUAA
This is a messenger RNA of Camelina sativa (false flax), 2397 nucleotides long. The record is from RefSeq and is a predicted model, not a curated record. Lineage: Eukaryota; Viridiplantae; Streptophyta; Magnoliopsida; Brassicales; Brassicaceae.